Messenger RNA from Rhizophagus irregularis DAOM 181602=DAOM 197198, 393 nucleotides. RefSeq lists its product as uncharacterized. The record is from RefSeq and is a predicted model, not a curated record. Lineage: Eukaryota; Fungi; Glomeromycota; Glomeromycetes; Glomerales; Glomeraceae.
AUGUCUCGAUCAGCAGAAUUAUUGAAGUCCAUCGACGAAAAUUUAAAUAAAAUGAUCGAAGAACAUGGUAUAAUCCUUAAAACUAAUUUACCUCUUAAAGACCUUCUAAAACCAUCAUCAAAUCGUACACCCCCAAACUCUUUUAUGUUAUAUUGUAAAGAUCAUUCUUCCGUGAUCAUAAACCGACCAGGUGAAAAUUCUAAAACUUUAUCACAAAUGUGGGAUUCUGAACCAUCUGAAAAAAGAAUGGUUUAUUCUGCUCUAUCAAACUUGAUGACUAUAGCAUAUAAGGAGGUCUAUACGAAGCUGAAACCAUGGGAUCAAUCUGCUUCAAUGCCCGCAUUUUGUUGUUUAAAUCAAAAGGCUGAGGCUAAAGAUACUCAAAAACAAUGA